Messenger RNA from Zootermopsis nevadensis, 4492 nucleotides. RefSeq lists its product as uncharacterized. Gene Ontology annotation, molecular function: RNA polymerase II cis-regulatory region sequence-specific DNA binding; zinc ion binding; DNA-binding transcription factor activity, RNA polymerase II-specific. The record is from RefSeq and is a predicted model, not a curated record. Lineage: Eukaryota; Metazoa; Arthropoda; Insecta; Blattodea; Termopsidae. Gene Ontology annotation, cellular component: nucleus. Gene Ontology annotation, biological process: regulation of transcription by RNA polymerase II.
ACCAUGAAUAAUGUACUCCAUGGGGCUGUGGUUUGGUAGCAUGGCGUUGGUGUAAUUGGUUUGUGGUUGUGUUAGGAUUUGUCCUCUUAUGAAUUCAUAUUUUUUGUGUAGUGGAACAUUUAUGUCGGGUGAAAAACUUUAUAAAAAUGGCCUUGUACAUGAGCAAUAUAUGUCGCCUUUGUAUGGCUCGAAAGGACGUUUUAAUUCCUCUUUUCAGUAAUGACAACCGGGGUCAAACCCUGUCACUGCCAGAUAAAAUUAUGAAUUUUGUCCCUAUAAUAAAGCUUUUUGUUGGUGAUGGGUUACCAGCCCAAAUUUGUGAACCAUGUGUCCGUCUUGUGAACACUUCAUACAAGUUUAAGGUGCAGUGUGAAACAACGGAUACAGCAUUACGACAGUACCUGAGCACGCAUUCUCUUCAGGUAGCCACAAGGAAUUUGGAAAGCACAGAUGAAAUUCUUCAUUCUGUUUUCCGAACUGAUAGUAUUGAGGACUGCUGGAAGCUUGCAGCUGUGAAGGAUGAGGUAGUGGAAGUCUCAAUUGAAGAACCUGACACAGAUAUAGAAGAUGAUGAAGAUGAAAGAUUACAUGGAGAAACUGAUGUUCUCUCAGAACAUGAUGAUGUAUGGUCACACAUGCAACCAAUCAGUAAAACUGUUAAGAUGCAAAGGUCAGAUGAACAACAGGCUGGCCCUUCAGUAAAGAAGACAAGUCUUAAACCCAAGAAUUUACCAGAUUGUUUAAAUAGCACUAGUGACAGAAAGACAGAUGCAGAUGUAAAACUUCAGAUGGGUCUGGGAACAUCAUCAGUGACACAUCCUGAAGUUGGUGAUCCAGACUCUUGUGCCAGUGUGUGUUCUGCAGUGGAUAUGGUACAGCUUGAAAGAGAUGGAAAUUCUCUGAAAGUUGGAUCAAACACAAAGACGAAAGUAUAUAAGAAAAACAUUGUGUGUCCUGAAUGUGGAAAAACAUUUUCACAGAAACAUCAGCUAGCUUUACAUAUGACAUCACAUUCAGGGGAAAAACCAUAUGAUUGUACUGAAUGUGGGAAGAAAUUUGCAAGGAGAAGGCAGCUGACAGUGCAUAUGUUUACACAUACAGGUGAAAAGCCAUUUCUGUGUCCCAUCUGCGGUGAGAGUUUUGGUAGAAGUGACACACUUACUAAACAUAUGAGAUCUCACACAGGUGAAAAACCUUUCCAUUGUGCUGUGUGUGGCAACAACUUUGGACGCCGUAGUACACUGACGAAUCACAUGAGAGCACAUAUGGGUGAGAAGCCAUACCUUUGUACUGAAUGUGGUUGGAGAUUUGUUCAAAGUUAUGACCUCACAAAACAUAUGCGAUCUCAUACAGGGGAGAAGCCUUUUCAGUGUACAAUGUGCAGGAUGAGUUUUGGCCAGAGGAACAGUCUUACCAAGCACAUGAGGAGUCAUACUGGUGAGGCUUCAUUUUCUGUAGAGCUUGCUAAAGGAUUGCAAUAUACAAACUAUACUUCAUCAACAUUGAACUAGGUAAAUAUCUGGAUCUUAUGCUUCUCCAUGGGUGCUUCCUAAGACAUUCGGAUGUGCAAGUGCAAGGUUUAUGCCAAAAUUCUGCUCAAUAUUUACUAGCCUUAGGCUGAGACAGGUAAUGGUCAGUUAUAAAUCUGUUAUAACGAGAGUUCACUGUGUUCAUAAGAAAUGUUUUUUAAUGAAUACUCAUUGUAGAAAAUUUAAUUUCUGGAAUAUAAAAAAUUUCCCCCAAAAUCAGGCAGAGAAUAAUUAAAUUUAGUUCCAUAGGCUUUUGUACUGCAAUAAUUUUAAUUAAAUUUAUAUAUAUUCUGUAGUACUGAAAUAAUAUAUUUAUCUUACUGACACCUUAUACUUGAGUCACAAAAUUAAGACAUUUAUGUGACCUUAGUAACUGAAAAUUCAUGCUUAAAAUGUGUUGGGGUGAACUUUAGAACAAAUAUGAUGUCUGUGUUGUGACUAAUAUAGUAUUUUUAAUCGAGGUUGUGACAACAUCCAUGCAGUAUAUAGACAUAUGGGUUUCAGUUAUAAAUUAUGACUUAGCUAUUACAUUCCUGAAUGGCAUAGUUGUAACAUUUGAGUUGCUUUAUGCAACAGGACAGCAAAAUAAGUAUUUACCAGUCAAAAUAAUUCCGGCAGUGGUGUUAGUUUUACUGUUACCCAUGCACACUGAUUGUACUAUAUUAUUUUGGAUGAUAGUUUUCAGCACAGAGACUGUCAUACCAACCUCCCACCUGGUCCCCUUCUGUUAGAAACAUAGCUAAAUGAGACUGAUAAUAUCUCUGAUAUUUCUCUUCCUGCAAGUCGUAGGUAGUGGAGGAAUGGGAAAUCAAUCCAUUGCCUAAUAUCAUUUGGUUGUGGAAAGUAGCUAUCUCACAUUUAUUUGGUAGUGCAAAGAAUGAGUAACAUUGUAUUUGAGGGUUAGGCUGUGCCAAAUGUUCAUAGUUGUCCAUUGUUUCAACAUACACCCUGAAGGUGGCAACUGCAAUAUUUGCAGAAACAUUGAAUGGCUAUUGACAUUUGAUGCAGUCUAAGCCUGAAAACCAAAGUUACCCAUUGAACAGUUGCAAAAACAUAGGGACAAGAAUUAAACACAAAGAUUAAAACUGAAUUAGUAUUUUAAAAACAAACAAUGGGAGAUUUUGGGGCCAAAAAGAUUUUGUGUUAACUUACACAAUCUAUCUUGCAAUGCAUGUCAGAGAAGUCAGUUGUUAGACUUUUCUUAUUACCUCCUUCACUACUGUCUGGUCACUGCAGAGUUGCCUAAACAUUCUGAUUCUCUGUAAAGAAAUUGCUGCAUUACUUACACCAUUCCUACAUUUCUUGUCACAGUACAAAUGUGUAAACUUUUGGGCUCACUUUGCUUUGUAUUGUUCAUUUAUAACAGAAACAGAAUGAGACAUCCUUUUAAACAGGUUAUAUAUGGAGCUGAAUGUAAAUAUUUUAUGCAGUUCUUGCUGAUCAACAUGCAGGAAAAAUUACUUUGGUUGUCUCUAUCAUGUCACAGGGUUAUAAGAAUGUUUUGUUUCUCUGGUGGUGGUCAGAUUGACAAAAAAGAAUACAAUAUUGGACAUAUUUUCAGUUUUCACACAGGGUGAGUCCAUCUUAUUUCAGGACUUGGUGUGUUCAGUUGAGCCAAAGCUAACAAGAAAAGACACCAGUAAUAACUUCUACCUUUAAAGAUAUUACAGGAUGUGGAAUAUGUAACAGUAACAUAAUAACAUGUGUAUUUGUAAAUAAUAAAUAGUUUGUACAGUUCAUACAUACAUUCAUACAUCUUUAUUAUAUUCCAUGGAUCCAUAAGUCAGAUGACAAUAGGAUGUGGAAUAAUUCAUCAUAAUAAUACAAUAAAUAUUAUACAAGUACAAUUCAUACUAUUAUGUAGACUUCACAUAAUAUAAACAAAGGGCUCACAUAAGUAGGAAUAUGUUACAAAUAUAUAUAUAUUCAUUACAUACAGUAGGUAAAUUAUACUGCAUUUAUAUUAUAUGAAGAAAGUCUCAUGAUGUUAAGAAACAGAUGACUAUGAGAUAAAUGUAGAUUCUUUGAAGGUGAAGGCAGGCAUAUGAACUGUGUUUCUAUGUGUUGGGUGUUUACAGCAUGGAUAUGUGAUUACCCUUCAGUACUAAUAGUCAGCCAUGAAGUGGGUGAGAAGGCAGCACCAGUUGUAGGAAUGCACACGAUGCUCAGAAUUUUGUCCAUUAAGUGAGAGAACCUAUUCCCUUGUCUUGUCUGUCAUCUCUUUCAUGUCUGGGAGUAAGUUUAGCUUGCUUAGGAUUGUCUUUCUUCAGUUGUUGAUUAAAUGGAUUAUUCAAAGAAGUAAUUCACCUGUCUUUUCCACAUCCUUAGCACGUGUUUCCCAUGGUGGAGAUAUAUUUUUCUCUUGCUUUUCUCAUGUAAAUUACAAUCUUACAAGCACAAAUGAUUUUAUUACUGCAUUUAUAAGCUUCAGAUUGUAUGCAACACUUAUUUUGCCCAUUAAUCUCAGAAAAAUAAGUUUCUGAACAAUAAUUUCACAUGACUCUAUGUAUGACCUCCAAUUUAAAACAGUAGCUUUUUCUAUGAAAUCAUAAUUUCCAGUAUGAAAUCAAUUUUAAGCAGCUGGUUUUCUCUGUAUGUGACCUGCCUUCGACAGUUUAAUGAAUAGUUAGUUGGCAACUAUAUUAAGUAAUUAAAAUUUUAACUUUGUACUGACCACUGUACUGUGUUACCAGUAGGAUAUGGCUGACUCUGAAUAGCAGUAGCAAUUAAAUCAUGUUGCCAAAUGCAGUUUUACAUGAUUAAUGAAAACAGACUCAUUUUGCAAAAAUAAUUGACAUAGUGACUAUGCCACACUGACAUACAGGUGAUCAGAAAUGCUCACAUACUGCAAAUAAUGUAGUACUGUCAUUACAACUGAAAAGUAUUCCUAUAUGUGGCAUUAUGAUACUGGCUGUGCAUAAAAAUGCUAAUAAAGAUGAACUCAUUAUUGGUUAUACUCAUUA